AUGGCUACUGUAGCUUCUUUGGGUGCCAAUUGGUGUGUCACCAUUCAAUACACCAAAGAACACCUAUCCGAGCUACUCACGGAGCUUUCGGCUAAAGGUUUGCACGCAUUGACAAGACCUGGACACAGCACCGGACUUUUGUACGUGUUUGUGAGUGAUCCAAACGACAAAGUUCCUCUGAUCGUGUCCAAAUUCAAGUACAUUGACAAUGUGGUAGCAUUGCCAUCGCCGGUGGCGGUGGAGGAAAAGCAAAAGCUGGCGCAGCGGCUGGUGAAACGACCAUUGAUGGUGUCAGACAAAGAUAUCGAGGAUCUCGUCCGAGUCACUGGUUCUCCACAGGUUGGGAUGUAUUUUGCGUUUGAAAAAUAUUACACGCGCUGCCUAAUGCUUUUGGCACUUGUGGGGACGUCAUUUCGGUUUUUCGCGGGCCAAGGCUCCGCUUGGGAAUUUAACUUCAGUUACACCAUUCUUGUUAUGCUUUGGGCCAUAGGUUUUGUGAGCACCUGGAAAAACAAGGUGAGAUCGCAGUAUGCUGCAAAAGUACACUAUGUGCCAACCAAGUCACAAACCGAACCCAUGACGAGGACAGUGUUUGCUAAGAAACUGUGCUUUAUUCCGAUUGCCUUACAAUUCGCAGCCUGUCUCAUUGCGUUCCAAUUUGGCUGUUUUUUGCUGGAAAUUUUCAUCACCCAGAUCUAUCAAGGACCACUCUCUGCUCUUCUGGCACUUACUCCAACCGUUUUGAUAUCCGCCUAUGUGCCAAUCUUGACUAUGGUAUAUGACAUGGUUUUGGACAAGCUAAUAGUGUGGGAAAAUCCAGCAAACCCAGUGCAAUCAAGGCUGGAAAAGAAGUUUGUUUUGACUUUCCUGACCAGUUAUGUGCCCUUAUUCAUUACACUAUUCGUUUACUUGCCCAUGGGACAUCAUGUCAAUGCUCAAUUGCAGCCUAUCGCGCAGUUUUGCUCACGGUACCAUAUUCCCGUCCUCGCAUCUGGAUUCAAAGUCAAUACAGGCCGCUAUCAAAGUCAAUAUUUCUUCUUCAUGGUUACAGGUCAAAUUAUUGCCCUGCUUGUGGAAAAUGUCCUACCUUUCACUUUGACCAAGCUUAUCCCAAAAAUCAAAGGACUCGACAAGCCUACGUCUGCUUUCAAGCAAGCGGAGACAAAAGUGUCCAAAGAGUACCCUGAAGAUGUUGUCGUUUGGAAGCGUGCUAGUGAGUCCAGUUUGAGCGUGUGGGGAGAGUUUGACAUCAACGCCAUGACAAAUAAAUUACUGGUCCAAUUUGGGUAUGUCGCAAUGUUCUCCUGCAUUUGGCCUCUUGCGUCGCUGGUUUGUGUUGCCAUCAAUCUUGUUAGCAUGAAGCUUGAGAUUUGGAGGUGCUUGAACAAAUGCGUAUCCAAAAGCCAGUCCAAAAUUAGAUCAGAGACCCUCUCUUCUCGCUCGGCUAGCGUUAAUGACACUGAGACCUUGUCAAGUGCUCUUUUGAGUAUCAUGCUGUUUGUGUCGGCUCUAGUCUCUUCUGCUUUGGUGACUAUGUAUAAAAGCCCAUCUGGUGAAAGCAUACAAAGCAUCUUAGAAAAACGUGAUUCAUGGCACUUGAACUCUGUUGUUCAGGUCGAUUGGAAGACGGUGCUUAUUGGGGCAUUCACUUGCGAACACUUGGCCUUUUUGUGUUACCUAGUUGCGGCUGAGUUUGUUGGACGUAGUGAUCUUGACGCUAAUGAAAGGUUUAUCAGCGCCAAGAAGCUCGAAGAGCCACCACAUGUCAAUCUGAACAAAGUUGUCAAAGAAACUGCUGACUUCAUGGAAAAACCCGAAAAGAACCGAAGUUCGACAGUAGCGUCAAAAGCGCAAGUUGCAACCAAAGAUAGUGGUCCCAGAAGAUCUCUUGGCUUGAUCACGACCACGUCGACGUCUUCAGGUUAUUCCAAAGCAAGUGAGAUUAGUCGGCCUUCUCAACCCGUAAACACUGGUAAAGGAGCUUCGGUAUCAGAAAGGUCUACUCACAACGGGCAACCUUUUCCUUCUUUCAGUCAACCUACAAAAACAAACAAAUCCUCUACCUCUUCAAUCUCGCCUGUGGCUGGGGCUACGGUUCCUGAUACCAUUCCUACUUCAAAGAACUAUCAUCUAAGGCGUGAUCAAGGCAACGGUUCUAUCCCAUCCAACUCAGAAGAACAGCAAAGUUCAGGUUCCAACGAUGUGCCUAAAAUGUCACCAGAGACUUCGAACACAAGCAAAUUGGAAGAACUUCACCAAGAAGAUGCUGUUCCCAAAUUCAUCACUACGUCACCUUCCGAUGAAGCAAUUGUUGUGCAGCAGUUUGUGCCUCCACAGAUUUCGGACACCUCUAAGAGCCAUGUCGCUAAAAUAAUGAAUGAUGGAGGGCCUCAGAAAGACGUUUUGCAGGAAUCUGGCAGCGACGGUAGACAUUGGCGCCAUUCUGAUGAGAUCGUCGGUGAAAAGAAUGGUGACCGCUAUUCGGAUCACUCUUCUGGCGCGAUCUCGGCUAUAAAAUCUCAAAACUCCCACACGCCACGCAAAGCAUCUGAAAAGUCGUCGUCCUCGAAAAAAAAGAUCAAAGGCGUUCUAUCGCCCUUGAAUAAACUAAAGAAGAAGUUCCCCUGA
Lachancea meyersii CBS 8951 is the source of this 2628-nucleotide messenger RNA. The record is from the annotation of a GenBank genome assembly. NCBI's taxonomy places the organism in Eukaryota, Fungi, Ascomycota, Saccharomycetes, Saccharomycetales, Saccharomycetaceae.